AUGUUCCAGAGCAUGAGCGAAGUGGGCGAAACGAUAUGGUCCGCUACCCAGGCCUCACUCUCGGUCAUCCUCGUACUGCUCUAUGGCUACUUGUCGCGGCGGUACAAACUUAUGUCUGAAGAAGGGGAGGGCAAUGUGUCCAAGAUCUCCGUGACGAUCUUCUUACCGUGUCUGCUCUUUUCGGAGAUCGGGCCACUGGCGAGCUGGAGCAAUCUUAAAGACUAUUGGGUCAUUAUCAUCUACGCCCUCUUCUUCCAAUUUAUCUCAUUCGUGUUCGCCAUGAUUGGCGUCAAGCUCCUUCGCUUCCCACAAUGGAUCGUACCCUGUAUGAUCUUCAACAACGUCACAUCGCUGCCGCUGCUCCUGCUCAGCUCUUUGGGCGAUAACGGGACGCUCGACCCCCUGGUGGGCAAGGGCGAAUUACUGAGCAAGGUAUUGGAUAGGGGGAAGGUGUACUUGCUCAUCCACGCCCUGGUCUGCAAUCUGACUCGGUUCACAUUCGGCCCUUACCUGUUGCAGGAGAGCAUGCCGGAAUCAGAGGACGAGCCCCAGGAAUCCAAAUACCACUCGCGCUCCUGGGCAUGGACACACGCUGAAUCACCGCACAACGCGCUCAAAUCCCACAUGCACCGGCACAUCAGUACGACGCUCCCCGCUCAGGCCUUGUCCACCCCGUACCCCCUGAUCCAGCCGUACGAUCCGCAAGCGGAGACGUCCCCUCUCCUCAAUCGAACCAAAGUCGAAGCGAAGCGAGCGAGGAACAUUCUCAUGGUGGUCGGAGAGCGCGUGUGGGACUUUUUCAACCCGCCGAUGAUCGGAGGAUUGGCGGCUGUGGUGGGUGGGGUGAUUCCUUUCUUGCACAAAUGGUUAUUCGGGAAAGAUGCGUUGACGGAGAGCGUGUCCAAGUUGGGAGAUCUGUACACCGUACUGCAGAUGUUUGUUCUGGGCGCUCACCUUCAGUCCAAGAAGGGCUCUCGGCCUCCUACCUUCCCGUUGAUCUACCUCUUCUCCUUCCGCUUCCUCUUGAUGCCGGUCAUCUCCUGCUCUACCGUCUACUUUGCCAGAAAGUGGUUUGGCGCUUACAUCUUGAACGAUCCGAUCUUGGACUUUACGAUGACGCUCGUCGCUGUAGGACCCACUGCCAUCAGUCUCGCUGCCAUCGUCGAGAUGGCCGAUACAGAUGAAGGGACGGACAGUUCCGUCGCCAAGACGAUCGUGCUCAGUCACGCCUUGCUACCUCUGAUCAGCGGGACGGUGACAGCUGCCCUGGAGGUGGUGAAGCGUCUGCAUGAGUAA
This is a messenger RNA of Dioszegia hungarica, 1296 nucleotides long. Its product is annotated as putative endoplasmic reticulum protein. Gene Ontology annotation, biological process: transmembrane transport. The coding region runs from base 1 to 1296 and encodes 431 amino acids. Gene Ontology annotation, cellular component: membrane. The record is from RefSeq and is a predicted model, not a curated record. Lineage: Eukaryota; Fungi; Basidiomycota; Tremellomycetes; Tremellales; Bulleribasidiaceae. The transcript is spliced from 11 exons.